AUGUCCGCUGCAGGUGGUACUGUUGACCAGCCUGUAGCUUCUGCAACCACUGCAACCACCCCGUCGAACACACCGCAACCACCAGCGACGAACCCCUCCGAACAGAACAAGGACGAAAAUAUAAACCCCCAGGCGGACAAUAUGAAAAGCACGAAAGAGGGAGACGCCCAAAUUCCAAAUGAUAUACAAGAAGUAGACGACUUCGGCCUGCCCAUUCGAAAACGCUCGGCACUUGAACGGCCCCCCGACGGCUCCGAAAAUAACGACGAUCACCCCGAAGCCCAGGAGGAACAUGCCUCAAAGGCUGAUAACAGUCCGGAAGCUGAUACGCAAACAAAACAAGAUAUAGAUGGGGUGGACAAUAAAGAGGCAGAGAUCGGCCAAAAAGCUGAACCCACAACUGGAGCUACUGGCGUGGAAGAACAACCACCACCAACCUAUGCAGCCGUAGCGACGAAGGCUGAAGCUCAACAGAAUAAGACUUUAUCUCCAGCAAAUCCCGUCGAACCAGCCUCCAAUGAACCUCCUACAUCCCGAACCUCGACCUCGAAGCCAAAGCAUGCCGAGAUCUCGGAAUGGUCGCACAUGCGUUUGGCUCAACCCGUAGACGCUCACGACCAGAGCGACGAGGAAGAGGAAGAAGAGCCCGAAGACUGGAAAUCUAUGCCCGCCCUUGGAGAGCUUGAUUACUAUGACGAUUACGGAAGACUGGUUGCUCGUGGCGCAAAAGAGGAGGAUGAUGAAGCUGUCUAUCAAGGCCUAGGUGGCGCUGGGAAAGGCUACACUCGAGUCCAGCUAGACGAAGAUGCUCAGUCCGCGACCAGUUUGGAUGAGGAUACGAGUUACCUUUUCCGGGAUCCUGGAGGCAAUUCAGCAGGCUUUGAAGGUGAAGAACUUCGAGAUACAAUGGACCAGUUACAAGCGACAAAAGAUCUUCUCAAUGAAACUCAAAAGAUUGCUUAUGUUGGCGUGGUCAGACUCGCAAUACAUGUUCUAAACUCUGAACUAGCCGCGUUACCAAAGACGAAGAGCUCUAAGAAGGCCCUGCAGAAGGCUUCCGAAAACAUGAGAAAAUGGGGACAAGCAAUGAUGGGUCGAUUGUAUGCCCAUAUGGAUAUCAAUUCUGCUGAGCAAAUCAUGAUUGAACAACUUGCGGGACAUGGUGUCCAGCCUGGGGACUUAGUCCCACCACUUAUGCAGAAUGCACGAGUCAAGAACCCUAUGGCAGAGAGUGACACGAGACAAUCAACAUCUUCAGUUUCAUCUCCUGCACUCAAAUCGGAUCCUCGAUUCAGAAUGUCUUCUGAUACUGCAGGCUCGUCAGAACCCGGAUCUCCUCCCCCAUACGAGGCCCACGAAGGCGAAGGUGUAGUCCCUGAAGUCCAGACACCGUCUCAAAUGCCUACGUCUGAUAAAAUUGACAUUGAUCUUCGAUGGACGGUACUGUGUGAUCUGUUUCUUGUGCUCAUUGCAGACUCAGCCUACGAUGCUCGAUCGCGAACAUUACUAGAAAGAGUCGGAGCAGCCAUGGAUGUGACAUGGUUACAGAUCUCUCGAUUCGAAAAACGAGUGACAGAUGCACUCGAAAUGCAAGAACAGGCAGAAAAGGAGAACUGGGAUGAAACGGAUCAUAUGGAAAAACGACGAGUAAUGUCAAAGAAACGCAAGUAUAUGCUCAUGGGCUUAGCCACGGUAGGCGGUGGCUUGGUCAUUGGUUUAUCUGCUGGAUUACUGGCCCCAGUUAUUGGAGCUGGUCUUGCUGCUGGAUUGACAACUGUGGGAAUUGGCGGUACAAGUACAUUCUUGGGAGGUGUAGGCGGUACUGCCUUGAUCGCCUCAGGUGCUACUGUCGGUGGAAGCGUGAUAGGCAUGAGGGCUUCACAUCGGCGUACUGGAGCAGUUCAAACAUUUGAAUACCGGCCCCUCCACAACAAUAAGAAGCUUAAUCUUAUUGUGACUGUCUCUGGCUGGAUGACUGGAAAGGUCGAUGACGUCCGGCUGCCAUACAGUACUGUGGACCCUAUAAUGGGUGACAUUUAUUCCGUUCUCUGGGAACCUGAAAUGCUGCGCAGCAUGGGUGACACGAUUAACAUCCUUGCAACGGAGGCCUUGACCCAAGGUCUGCAACAAGUUCUUGGUAAUACCAUUUUAAUGGCCCUCGUGGCAUCAUUGCAACUGCCCCUUGUUCUUACGAAACUUUCCUAUCUCAUCGAUAACCCCUGGAACGUCUCAUUGGCUCGUUCCCAUUACGCAGGUUUAAUCAUGGCUGAUUCUUUACAAGACCGAAAUCUCGGGAACCGGCCUAUUACCUUGCUUGGCUUCUCGCUGGGUGCAAAGCUGAUCUUUUCCUGCUUGAAAGAACUUUCAGACAAGGGCGCUCAUGGUCUGAUUCAAAAUGUCUAUCUUUUUGGAUCCCCGGUCGUGGCGAAUAAAGAUGACUAUCUUAAAGCCCGCAGCGUGGUAUCUGGUCGAUUUGUGAAUGGAUAUUCCACUAACGAUUGGAUCUUGGGUUAUCUUUUCCGAGCUACCAGCGGUGGUAUUAUGCGUGUUUCUGGCAUCGCUCCCAUCGAGGGCAUUCCUGGAAUCGAGAACUUCGACUUAACCGAUCUUGUCAAUGGUCACAUGGACUACCGAGCUGCCAUGCCCCGUCUCCUCAGAGAGGUUGGCUGGGAAGUUCUGGAUGAUGAAUUUGCCGAGAUCGAGGAUCCGGACCCUGACAAUCAUGCCGAGCGGCAGCGAGAGUUGAUCCGUGAGAUCGACGACGCAAGACGACAGGCUGAAGCGAAGCCAGAAAAGAAAAGAUUUGGUCUCUUCAAACGAGGCAAGAUGGCAGAGAAGAAGUCAUGGGAGACAUACGAUGUUGAUCGAAAUUCCCCGUUGCGUGACCUUGGCGAGGCUGGUAGUGCUCCCGGCUCUGUACUUUUCGAUAUCGAAGCAAUCCGAGCCGAAUUAGCUUCAGAGGCCAUCGAAGUGAAACAGCUAGAAUCCACUUUGCCGCCAAUGAAACUCGACUUGAACCCUCAGCCGCAACCAGUAUCUUCUUCGGACCCUGUGCCUCCGCCCGACGAGAAAGAGUCUAAAAAGAGCAAGGCCGAUACACUCGAACCUCCUCCGGUCACUCGAACUGCCUCAGAGCCUAGGUUGAACACAGACCGUCAUUCUCCAUAUGAACCUUCGGAGUACAAAGAAGACGAACUUGAAAUGACCUUUGACACCUCAUACCAUGAACCACCACCGCGAUACUCUCCUGAGCCUAUCAACCGCCCGGGGUUCAGAUCUACAACCAGCCUACCUAACACCAGCAAUUCUGGUAACGUUCCAGUUGGUGAUAUAGCGCUCGAGCACAAUGCUUGGGCUGACGACCAUGGAGAUGGCGAAAUUUCAAUGACAUUUGAGUAA
Penicillium angulare is the source of this 3399-nucleotide messenger RNA. RefSeq names its product TMCO4 family protein. Bases 1 to 3399 code for a protein of 1132 amino acids. The transcript is spliced from 2 exons. Lineage: Eukaryota; Fungi; Ascomycota; Eurotiomycetes; Eurotiales; Aspergillaceae. The record is from RefSeq and is a predicted model, not a curated record.